This is a messenger RNA of Penicillium malachiteum, 291 nucleotides long. RefSeq lists its product as uncharacterized. The record is from RefSeq and is a predicted model, not a curated record. The coding region runs from base 1 to 291 and encodes 96 amino acids. Gene Ontology annotation, molecular function: transmembrane transporter activity. The transcript has a single exon. Gene Ontology annotation, biological process: transmembrane transport. Lineage: Eukaryota; Fungi; Ascomycota; Eurotiomycetes; Eurotiales; Aspergillaceae.
AUGCCAGCUAUGAUGGCUGAAAUUAGCAUGACGACGGAUGUUUUAGAAAGUCAGCGCCCGGGGAUUUUCGGCGUUAAGGGUGCAUACUCACAAGCCUUUGGACUAAGCAAUGCUGCUUUUUCUGUUGGAACUCUUCUCGGUCCACUUUAUGCGGGAUAUAUCAGGGAAUGGGUGGGAUGGACUUCCAUGUUGAUGUCACUAGGUGGUCUAAGCAUCUUGAUGGUCUUGCUGGUGGUCAUGUUCACCGGCCAUCGAACUGUGAGUGACGAAGAAAUUUCCCAGACAGCCUGA